GCGGAGUCAAUACAAACAAGUGUACCGUCGAGCACGUUAUGUAUAUGAGCGGUAUAGGAUGACAGCGGCCGCCAGUAGUGCUCGGCUUGCGCACAAUACUCGUGUAAUUCGAGGCCGAUGGUGCAUACUCUUUAACUCACAGUAAAUCUGUACCGUUCCCGCGGAUUCGGAUAAUGACGGUUCUGUGCAAUUUAUCGAAUCUAGAAUUUAAGUUCAUAAUCAGUUCAGUGAGCUAAUAUCGCGAGUUCAUCAGUGCCACCGACAUCAUCUAUUAAAGCUGAAAGUUUAUAUGAUAAUGUGAUUUCGUGUGUUCUGAUAGCAAAAGUGCGUAUGGUUUAUUUUUGGUUUCAUAAAUUCUCAAAUUGGAAAGUCGAAUUCUAGCAGUAUUAUAAUUAUUUGCCAUAAAAUAUAAUAAUUAAGAUGAUCACAGAUGAAUUUCGUUAGCCGAAUAUUCAGAAUGCCUUCGUAUAGUGAAGAAAUCAACGUGGACCUCAAUUCUAAUGAGGAUGGUGCUUUGAAGACUGAAUCUAGAAAUGGGAAGAAAGAAAGGAGAAAAAUGUCGACGGAAGUGCCACCGAACAGUGCCCCGGCCGGGCUGAGCGCGGAUCAGCGGUUCGCGUUCUCGCUGAGGGAUUUCCUAGGACCGACGAGCGGUGGCGACGUGCUGAGCACUGGGGAGCCGUCGCCGUCGGCCAUCGGACAGAUGUUGCCAUUCAUCGACGAGCAUGUCGACACGGAGGAGGCGCAGUCUGACGAGGAGCAGGUGCAGUGCCGGGACACGGAGGAGGUGCUCAACAACGCCGCGUGCCGGCUGCGGAGGUGGCGCGCCGCGUCACGGAAGCUGCGCCGGCCGCGGAUCAUAGACAACCUAUGUGAUAAGGAUGGUGGCAAGUGCAACAAGGUGGCGCACACGGACCUGGCGGACCGGCUGCGCAGCCUGGCGGCGGCCGGCAGCGUGUCGGCUUCGGCGGGCGAGCUGGCAUCCCUGGCGCCGCCGCCGCCUGCUGCCACCGCGCCGCCCUCGCCAGGCUGCCUGCUCUCACCAUCGCUCGCUGACCAAAGCUCUGCUGAAUACUUCGGUUCAAGCCCAGAAUGCUGCGCAGACACUGUGGGCAUAGAGAGCAGUAGCGCGGCGGGUGCGCCGGCGCCGCCGCCCGGGCCGCGUUACAAGUUAGCCACUGAAGGCACGCUGCGCGUCUGCUGCUUCCAACACACGCGCACCGUCGUCGACAAGAUACUAGCUACCAAGUUCCUGCGCCGCUGGGAGACGCAUGUCUUAUGCUUGGAUGAUGAUCAGAUCCUUUCUAAAACUCCGUCGGGAGUGUUGGACCAACCACUGCCACUGAGCGGGAUGCAGGAGGUGUACUGCAUCACCCGCUGGGACCCUGCUAGGAAGUACUGCCUUCGCAUCGUCAUGUCCCUUGGUUCGCUUCUGUUGCAGGCCAAUGACGCUUACACAAGGGACCAAUGGUAUCAUUCCAUUGUAUGGAAGAGAAAUAUGAUAAGAUACCGCAAUUUCCUCACUAAGAAGUAUAAGAAAGAAGUCGUCCUGAAAGAGCUGAAGAACAUGGUGGACUUUGUCAUGACAACCCCAUUACAAGAUGAGAGCGUGACGCGUGCGCCGAUGCAGAUUCUAACCGAUCUUCUUUCGGAGAAAAAAGAGAGCCCCGAUUGGGAAGAAUGGGCAGAGAACGCAACGAAUGCAGCGGCCCCACUGUUAGCGGAGCGCUGCGCCAAUGGCGAGCUGUGUGCGUUGCUGGCGCGGUUGUGCCGGCGGAGACCGCGCGCCGCUCCACUACCCGCGCUCGCUCCGCCUGUGCGCCGUGUCCUCACCCGAAACGUGGACUUCGCAAGGGCACCAAACGCUCGACAGCUUGUUAAAGAUUACAUCAGUGCCCUGAGUGCGCACAACUCAGGGCCGGCGCUGGUGCGUCGGUUCGUGGAGGUGACCCACGGGGGCCGCGCGUCGUGCCCGCACCCCCGCGCCGCCCCCAACCUGGCCGCGGUGGCCCUAGCGGCGCUGGAUGACCACUACCGCCACAAAACUAGCCCUCACGUCUGCGACAAUAAAGAGGACGAAGUCCUAUGUUUCGCAGAUAUCCUAGAACACAUGUGUGAAUACGAAGAUUGGUUGGUGAUCGUCGGAGGAGUGCUGCAGCCAGUACCACUCUGCGCUGGUGCUAUGGCGUGUCCACGGGUAGCCAACAGGCUGAUGAGCGUCCUAAACGCGUUGGCGCGAGAUUCCCGAUGCGCGGCUCAUUCGUGCGUGGCCCCUGCGCGGGCAGCACGGCCGUCGCCUCCCUCGUGGCUUAGAGCUGCCGCCCCCUCCGACCCGCUCCUGGCAUUGCCCAACCAAGAACUAUGUCGUGUUUGGGGUGAUAUGAUUGGAAGUUUGCUUAACUGUUGCUUUAAGAGGAAAAGCUUUCUACAGAGUAUGAGCAAACAACUGCCUGAUUUUGUGUUGGUUGCCUUGACUGAGCACCCGGCUGCUUUAGAGUCCCUAUGCCUAAUGCUGGAAUGGGAGGUGGCAAGUGGUGAACAAACUCAGUUGGAAAUUAUUGCGGCACUCCAAGGAACAGAGCAGGGUCAGAAAUGCUACAGAGAGCUUUGCGAAAGACAACAGAAUCUGCAGAGAUUGCAAUCAGAAGGCGGUCCCCGCCAGCUGGCGCUGCCGGUGCGCGCGACUGAUGAGGACGUAGCGGCCCUAUUAGAGGCGGGUGCGCUCGGCAACCUCGAGUGCCUUUCCCUCGCCUUUACCAGCGUCACCAGCGCCUGCGCACAUCACCUCAUCAAGCUGCCAUCACUUCGCUACCUGAACCUAUGGGCGACGAAGUUCGGAGACAGCGGUGUCCAGUUGAUAGCAGAACACCUAACACGGUUGCAAGUCUUGAAUCUGUGCGAAACGCCGGUCUCCGAUAAGGGUAUUGAAGCCCUCUCUGGCUUGUCUAGCCUAAGGAGGCUGAAUUUGAACAGCACCAAGCUGUCAGCCGAGGCGUUUGAAAUUCUGCGCCAAAGACUACCCCACCUACAGGAGUAUGACAUCCGCUACACCGAGGCGUGGUGACGGCGCCCCCGCGACCCCGCCUGACAAUCACAACGUACCAUCACACGAUCUCAAAGCCACUAACCAAUGUAGUAUCUCGUGCCUCCACACCGACGUUACUCUUUGUAGAGCAACCAGUAAAUUAUGCGACAUUGCUGGCGUUACUCAAAAAGUAACUACGCUGAGGACACACCAUGAGAAUAAAAAUGCCACAAACGUUUUACGUGCGAGUAAAUUUUGUACUGAAAACCAGUGUUCCGUAGAUAGUAAAUUAAGUGUAAUGUACAGAUAACACUAUUAUUUCACAACAAACAUCCGCUUACGUACAUACACAUGGCCCAUGUUUGUUUAACAAGCGAUUCAUGAAUCUGUGCAAAUUUAAGCCGCGAGAACGCGGGGCGAGUGAAGUAACUGUGGCAUCAUAUUACUCUACCUAUUUAUUAUACUACUAGAUCUUAAAUUAUUUCUUAGUUACAUAGUUGGAGAUGUACAGCGGAUAGUAUUAUAUUUAAAUUACCUACUUGAAAACUAUUAGUAUUGUUAAUAUAGAAUGAGUAAGGAUUUUGGGCUGUGAGAAAAAGAACCAACACUCGAGUUUAUGAUGGAAGCAUUGUAGGAACUUGGUAUGCUCUCAUGACACGUCUGCGAUUUUUUGUUUUAUUAUAACGGCGCACAGUAAGUUAAAUCCACAAAAUUAUUUACAUGUAGGUACUAUUAAUUUGAAUAUAAUACUCUAAAUUAUGAAAUUGAGAAGUGUUGUACCUAGUUGGAGGCAGAUUUAUUCGACCUACUAUAGACCCACUCACGGAAUAGAAGAAAGACGUUGGAAGGGUCAAGUGAGCGCUAAACACGCGCCAUGCAAGUAUGAGCAAAUAGUUCAUACUUCAACUUUGUACUCCACUCGUCUGCAAACUUUACGACUACUCCAAUAGAUUACUCCAAUACUCCAAUAGACUGGUUACGAAACUUACGACAAUAUCGACUAUCGUGCAAGGAAAAUUAAAAACCUUAGUAUGAUCGUGUAUUUAUCAAAAAAUACUUUUUAUGCAGUAUCGUACGAAAAGUAACGAUAAAAUUGCAGUCUAUCACAUAAAACAUAGAUUGUCGGUAAAGUGGUUAUGGGAUUUGAGAAGCAGUAGAGCUAUCGUAGUAUCUGUUUGCAGAGAGCGAGGUCGAACCCGCGGCAGCGGUUCUCAUACAAAAUGCGCGUUUGGGCUUUUCCAACCUAUUUCUUCUAUUCGGUGACCCCACUUAAUAAUGAGUUUACUGAAUGUAAUGUAACACAAUACCUAAUGUUUCAGUCGUAUGUAAAGAAAUUAGAAAAUAACCUAAAUAUAAUACUAUGAACGCCAAUUAAAGGGUAUGAAUAUGGAUAUGUGUCCAUAUCAUAUCAUUAAGUUAGGUGUAAGAAUUGGAAUGUUUUAUUACUCUUUGACAAUAUACCCAAUGAGUAAGCACAUAGGUGCACGUGUGUGUAUGUUACUGAACUGAGUUAUUGUUAUUCAAGUUAGUGUUAUGAAGAGGUACAAGACUUAUCCACAUGUGUAAAGUGUGCCAGUUUUUAAUAAAAAGUAAUUUCAAGAA
This is a messenger RNA of Pectinophora gossypiella (pink bollworm), 4627 nucleotides long. RefSeq names its product C-Maf-inducing protein-like. The record is from RefSeq and is a predicted model, not a curated record. The coding region runs from base 431 to 3064 and encodes 877 amino acids. The transcript has 14 exons. NCBI's taxonomy places the organism in Eukaryota, Metazoa, Arthropoda, Insecta, Lepidoptera, Gelechiidae.